Dama dama (fallow deer) is the source of this 3493-nucleotide messenger RNA. It is a transcript of the gene SLC4A5, whose product is annotated as solute carrier family 4 member 5. Bases 1 to 3321 code for a protein of 1106 amino acids. Lineage: Eukaryota; Metazoa; Chordata; Mammalia; Artiodactyla; Cervidae. The record is from RefSeq and is a predicted model, not a curated record. Gene Ontology annotation, cellular component: plasma membrane. Gene Ontology annotation, biological process: transmembrane transport; regulation of intracellular pH; bicarbonate transport. The transcript is spliced from 26 exons. Gene Ontology annotation, molecular function: solute:inorganic anion antiporter activity; monoatomic anion transmembrane transporter activity; sodium:bicarbonate symporter activity.
AUGAAGGUGGAGGAGAAAGAGGCUGGGGUAGGGAAGCUGGACCCCGCUAACUACAGGAGGCGAUGUCAGGAUCAGGAAGACUGCCGUUCCAUUCACAUCGGGCUUUCCGUUCCCAGUUACCCUCACAGGAAAAGAGACCAGAAGGGACAUCUUCCAGGUCUGCAAAAGGUCCGCUGGGGCUUGCGGCCAGACAAGCCACAGCAGGGGCUGGCCAGCGCGGGCAGCAGUGUGGACCAUGUCAGCAAGACACGGUCUCCAGCUGCUGAGCAGCUCCAGGACAUCCUGGGGGAGGAAGAUGAGGCUCCCAACCCCACCCUCUUCACAGAGAUGGACACUCUGCAGCAUGACGGAGACCAGAUGGAGUGGAAGGAGUCGGCCAGGUGGAUAAAGUUUGAAGAAAAGGUAGAGGAAGGAGGCGAACGCUGGAGCAAGCCCCACGUGUCCACACUGUCCUUGCACAGCCUCUUUGAGCUCCGCACCUGCCUGCAGACGGGAACCGUGUUGCUGGAUUUGGACGGCGGCUCCUUACCACAGAUCAUAGACGAUGUCAUUGAGAAGCAAAUUGAGGAUGGCCUCCUUCGGCCAGAGCUCCGCGAGAGGGUCAGCUACGUCCUCCUGAGGAGACACCGCCACCAAACCACAAAGCCCAUCCACCGCUCCUUGGCUGACAUUGGAAAGGCGGUCUCCUCCACCAGUCGCAGCCCAGCCCGGAGCCCGGCGGCCGGCCCGAGCCUACACCACUCCACUGAGGACCUGAGGGUGCGGCAAAGUGCGAAUUACGGCCGUCUGUGUCAUGCCCAGAGCAGAAGCAUGAAUGAUAUUUCUCUCACCCUAAACACCGACCAGCGGAAAAACAAAUUCAUGAAGAAGAUCCCCAAGGACUCAGAAGCCUCCAACGUGCUCGUGGGCGAGGUGGACUUCCUGGACCAGCCGUUCAUCGCUUUCGUACGUCUCAUCCAGUCAGCCAUGCUGGGAGGUGUGACCGAGGUGCCUGUACCCACCAGAUUUCUGUUCAUACUGCUGGGACCUUCUGGGAGAGCAAAAUCCUACAAUGAAAUUGGCCGUGCCAUUGCAACCCUCAUGGUGGAUGACCUCUUCAGCGAUGUGGCCUACAAGGCCCGGAAUCGAGAGGAUCUGAUCGCGGGGAUCGAUGAGUUUCUGGACGAGGUCAUCGUGCUUCCCCCAGGAGAAUGGGACCCAAAUAUCCGAAUUGAGCCACCCAAGAAGGUGCCUUCUGCUGACAAGAGGAAGUCCGUGUUCUCCAUGACUGAAUUAGGCCAGAUGAACGGCUCUGUGGCCGGAGGCGGUGGGGGAGCCGCUGGAGGCGGCGCUGCAGGCAGCGGAGGCGGCGGCGGGGCCGGUGGAGGGAGCAGCUCGGAUGAUGGAGAGAUGCCAACCGUGCAUGAAAUCGGGGAAGAACUGAUCUGGACAGGAAGGUUCUUCGGUGGCCUGUGUCUCGAUGUCAAGAGGAAGCUGCCCUGGUUCCCAAGUGACUUCUACGAUGGCUUCCACAUUCAGUCCAUCUCUGCCAUCCUAUUCAUCUACCUCGGCUGCAUUACCAACGCGAUCACCUUUGGUGGGCUUCUGGGAGAUGCCACUGACAAUUAUCAGGGAGUGAUGGAGAGUUUCCUGGGCACUGCCAUGGCUGGCUCCUUGUUCUGCCUCUUCUCGGGACAGCCUCUCAUCAUACUCAGCAGCACGGGACCCAUCCUCAUCUUUGAGAAGCUCCUCUUCGACUUCAGCAAAGGCAAUGGCCUGGACUACAUGGAGUUCCGCCUCUGGAUUGGCCUGCACUCAGCCGUCCAGUGCCUUAUCCUGGUGGCCACAGAUGCCAGCUUCGUCAUCAAGUAUAUCACCCGCUUCACUGAGGAGGGUUUCUCCACCCUCAUCAGCUUCAUCUUCAUCUACGACGCCAUCAAGAAGAUGAUUGGUACCUUCAAGUACUACCCCAUCAAUGUGAACUUUAAGCCUGACUCUAUCACCACCUACAAAUGCGAAUGCGUCGCCCCUGACACAGCGAACACAACCGUGUUCAAUGCUUCAGCCACGCUGCCACCAAAUACCAACACUUCUCUGUACAAUCCCCUUAACCUCACAGCGCUGGACUGGUCCCUGCUGAGCAAAAAGGAGUGUUUGAACUAUGGUGGGCGCCUCCUUGGUAAUUCCUGCCAGUUCAUCCCAGACCUGGCACUCAUGUCAUUCAUCCUUUUCUUCGGGACAUACUCCAUGACCCUGACCCUGAAGAAGUUCAAAUUCAGCCGUUACUUCCCUACGAAGGUUCGCGCCCUAAUAGCUGACUUUUCCAUCAUCUUCUCCAUCCUGCUCUUCUGUGGAAUUGAUGCCUGUUUCGGCUUGGCAACCCCCAAGCUGCUGGUGCCCAGCGAAAUUAAGCCCACACGGCCUGACCGAGGCUGGUUCGUGGCCCCCUUUGGGAAGAACCCGUGGUGGGUGUACCUAGCGAGCAUCCUGCCUGCCCUGCUGGUGACGAUCCUGAUCUUCAUGGACCAGCAGAUCACCGCCGUCAUAGUCAACCGGAAGGAGAACAAGCUGAGGAAGGCGGCUGGCUACCAUCUGGACCUCUUCUGGGUGGGCAUCCUCAUGGCUCUCUGCUCCUUCAUGGGGCUCCCCUGGUAUGUGGCUGCCACGGUCAUCUCCAUUGCCCACAUCGACAGCCUCAAGAUGGAGACAGAGACCAGCGCCCCUGGGGAGCAGCCCCAGUUCCUGGGGGUCAGGGAGCAGAGAGUGACUGGCAUCAUCGUCUUCAUCCUGACAGGGACCUCUGUCUUCCUGGCUCCCAUCCUGCAGUACAUCCCUUUGCCGGUGCUCUAUGGAGUCUUCCUCUACAUGGGUGUGGCCUCCCUGAACGGCAUCCAGUUCUGGGAUCGCUGCAAACUCUUCCUGAUGCCAGCCAAGCACCAGCCAGACCAUGCCUUCCUGCGGCACGUGCCCCUGCGCCGGAUCCACCUCUUCACCCUGGUGCAGAUACUCUGCUUGGCUGUGCUCUGGAUCCUCAAGUCCACAAUGGCCGCCAUCAUCUUCCCAGUCAUGAUCCUGGGUCUCAUCAUUGUUCGAAGGCUUCUGGACCUCGUCUUUUCCCAGCAUGACCUGGCCUGGAUUGACAACAUCCUCCCAGAGAAGGAGAAAAAGGAGGCGGAUAAGAAGAAGAGAAGGAAAGGGGCUCAUGAGGACAGUGACGAGGAGCCCCAGUUCCCUCCUCCCUCAGUUAUAAAGAUUCCCAUGGAAAGUGUACAAUCAGAUCCCCAAAACGGUAUCCACUGCAUUAACAGACAAGGAUCUUCCAGUUGGAGUUACUCACUCUGAUUCUUCCUUCAGUGACUCAGAACUUGACCGAAGCAUCACCCUGCACUUCAAAAUCUCCUGUCCUGCCUCACCUGCCUUCAACUACUCCCAGAGCCCCGUCUUCAUGGUGCCACAGGUGAAGAUAGAGAUGGAGCCCGAGUGUGACUUCACAGACAUGGACAGAUAUGGGAGA